Rotaria sordida is the source of this 1224-nucleotide messenger RNA. Lineage: Eukaryota; Metazoa; Rotifera; Eurotatoria; Philodinida; Philodinidae. The record is from the annotation of a GenBank genome assembly.
AUGUGGCAAGUAUAUACCCGUCGACGUCGAAUACGAUGGCUUGCCAUUGGUUUUAUUUUAAUUCUUAUUGUUUGGUGUUUUAUUUUAUAUAAAAGUUUAAAUAUAACAUACGAAAAAGAUAUUUCUCAUUCUCAUUCAUCAUCUUUAACAUCAGUAUCAUCAUUUCUCUAUGAAAUUGAUAAUCUUGAUUUAUUUAUAAAACAAACACCUGUGAAAUAUAAUUAUCAUAUUUUUUAUUAUCCAUGGUAUGGAAAUCCAGAAUAUGAUGCAGGUCAAUAUUUUCAUUGGAAUCAUCGUCGAUUAGCUCAUUGGAAUCGUGAAAAAGUUUCAAAUUAUCCACAAAAUCCACAUGAACCACCGGAUGAUAUUGGUAGUAAUUUUUAUCCAUUACUUGGUCCUUAUAGUUCUCGUUCUCCUACUAUUCUUGAUAAACAUAUGCGAAUGAUUCGUAUGAGUGGUGCAGGUACAUUAUCAGUAAGUUGGUAUCCACCUGGAAUGGCUGAUGAUGCAGGACAUCCAUGGAAUGAUCUUAUGCCACUUUUACUUGAUACAGCUGAGAAAUAUAAAUUAAAAAUUUGUUUUCAUAUUGAACCAUAUCAAAAUCGUACAGCUGAUAAUGUUAUAUAUUGGUCAGAUUAUAUUCUUCGUCAAUAUGGUUCACAUUCAGCAUUUUAUCGUUAUAAAGAAAAAGGUUUCUUUUAUAUUUAUGAUUCUUAUCGAAUAUCUGCAGAUGAAUGGUAUCAAAAAUUUUUAUCUAAUAAUAAAAUAAAACAGCAAGCUUUUUUUGUUGGUCUUAUACUUAAAUCUAAUGAUUGUCAACAAUUAGUAUCAUCUGGUUUUGAUGCUGCUUAUUCAUAUUUUGCUGCAAAUGGUUUUACUGAAGCAUCAACUUCACAACGAUGGUCUUCAAUUGUUGGUAUAUGUAAAUCAAUACCAUUUAUUCCAAGUAUUGGACCUGGUUAUAUAGAUACAAAUAUUCGACCAUGGAAUGGUGAAACAACACGAUCAAGACAAAAUGGAAAUUAUUAUAAACAAAUGUUUAAAGAUUUACCAAAAGGUAAUGAUAAAAUAGUAACAAUUACAUCAUUUAAUGAAUGGCAUGAAGGUACACAAAUUGAACCAGCUAUAGAAAAAAAUGUUUCAAAAAAUAUUAUUUAUGAAAGUUAUCAUCAAGGUCCUUUUACAUAUAUUUAUCUUACACGUGAACUUAUUUUUACUACUUAA